AUGGCAUUUCCCUUCGAGCGGCUUUUUGGGUCUGCAACGGCGUGCCUCGUACUGCUGCUCAUUUCGGCCGGUGGUAUUAACGGCCAGCCGGCCGCUUUGCCGGAAAUUUCGUCGUACGAUAACGCGGCGAUGAUGAGUGACGGAUUCGAGCUGCACUGGAGCGUGAACGACACCGCAGCGACAAUUCGCAUUGCUGCGAAGGCUCAGACCGCCGGAUGGCUCGCUAUAGGCCUCUCCGAAGUUGGAACGAUGGUGGGAUCUGACGCCCUCGUCGCAUGGAUAGCAGAAGGGCGCGUGUAUGCGACGGACCGUUUCAUCUUCAACAAGUCGGUGGAAGGCGUUGCACUGGACGAGCAGCAGGACUGGCGUGUGUUGGGCGGCUUCCAAACCACCAACCAAUCCACGGGUGACACGUGGACCACUGUGCACGUGUGGCGCCAGCUGGACACCGGCGACUGCAACGACCGCCCCGUCGUUGCGGGGCGACUGCAGAACGUCAUCUGGGCGAAGGGCGAAACCAGCGAUUUUGGUUACCACGGGGCGUCAUCCCGCGGAUCCGCGGCACUCGUGCUGGUCCCCGCGCCAGCCCCCUCCAUCCUUGCGCCCCCGUCGCCCCCUUCCGCCGCCUCCGCGUCCGCGGAAGCGGGCAGUCAGCGCGCCGCGGAUCUCGGGCAGGCGAACGGGCAGGUGAAGGAGCAGCAGCUGAAUUGGACUCUGAGCAACUUCGCGGUGCCUGCUAGUAACGCCACGACUUACGUGUGCAAGGUGUUUGACCUGUCAGUCACCAGCAAGGUGCACAUAGUGGAGUUCGGGGCGCUCCUCAAUUCCACCUAUACGCCCUCCGUGCACCACGGCGUCAUCUAUGGCUGCUCCCAGACGGAAUAUCCCAAUGUCGCCAACACCACUGGCCCCUUUGACUGUAUCAGCGCCCCCCCCUGUCACACAACCAUUGCCAUGUGGGCUGUGGGCGGCCGUCCCUUCAUCUAUCCCGAUGGGGUGGGCUACCCUGUGGGACCCGGUUACUUCACCAAAUUCGUGCUCCAGAUGCACUUCAACAACCCUGAUCUCCGCUCCAAGAUCACUGACAGCUCCGGCUUCUACCUGAAGAUAGCCAACCCGCCUCGCCCCACCGACGCAGGCAUCAUGCUCACCGGCCCUAUAGACUACACCUCGCUCAUCCGCAUCCCCCCCAGCAUGGCCUCGUGGACCCAGAUCAGCACGUGCCCCAGCGCAUGCACGGCAGCUGUUCUGAGGAAUGCGAGCGGGGUGACGGUGAUUGGGACGGGCAUGCACAUGCACACGCUGGGUCGGCAGCUGUAUACUGAUGUGUACCGGGGAGGGCGGAAGGUUGCUGAGGUUGAUCGGCUAGACUACUAUGACCCCAACUGGCAGCAGGUGCAGCCCAUCUAUCCGCACUUCCAGCUGCUGCCAGGGGACGAGCUCAAGACCACGUGCGUGUGGGACUCCUCCUCCCGCUCCCAGGUGACACCUGGCGGCCCAGCAACCAGUGAUGAGAUGUGUGUGGGUUACCUCAUUUACUAUCCAGCCAGGCCGGCUCAAGUGCUCGGUUCGUGCUUUGACUUCUGUGCGGCGUGGGACAGCGUCAACAACACGUUUGAUAUGAACCCCAAGAGCCCCAACCUCACCACAUUCUACCUGUGUGGUGGCCUCGACAACCCCUACAUUCCCACCUCAAAGAAAUGCAGCAUGAGGCACGGUGCCAACGUGCCUUUUAAAGUGCUUACUGGCUGCCCUGCUAAGACUGCAGGCUCUUUGGCUGUGCUCUCAAGCAGCAACAUUUCAGUCGCAGUGUCCUCACCCACUAACACCACUGCACCACCACCUCCAACCAGCCCUUCAAACAACUCAACUGGAAGCACCAACACUACCAAGGCUGCUCCGGUCGUGUUUGCCAAGCUGUCAAUGGGACUCCUUACUGUCUUCUCCAUUCUUGCUGCGGAGGAGCAACAGGAGGCGCUGAUAGCAAGUGGCGGCGUGCCAAUCGGCAUUGGGAAGAACAUGGUGAUUCACAAGGCCAUUAUCAACAAGGACCAGGUGGAGGAGGCAGCCCGGGAGACAGAUGGUUACUUACUUCAUUAA
Molecule: messenger RNA, 2100 nt
Organism: Closterium sp. Naga37s-1
Lineage: Eukaryota; Viridiplantae; Streptophyta; Zygnematophyceae; Desmidiales; Closteriaceae
Source: the annotation of a GenBank genome assembly